GGGGCGGCGAGUGGAGCUGCGGGAGCCGAGCGGGACGCGGCGCGGCGGAGGCGGCGGCGGCGCCAGGGGCAGGAGCGGGAGCGAGGGACGGCGCGGAGCCGCUGCGGACGGUACAGCAUGUGCACAGAGCUCAAUAAUGGAUGUUCCAUGGCAAGUACAUCAGAAGAAGGUGUAACAGGCUGUAAAAUUAAGCUAAACUUGAAUUCUUGGUCCCAAGAGCGCCAGGAAACUCAGAAAAGGAAAUAAUUGGAAGAAUAUUGAUCUAGACUUGAAGAAGUGGAACACAUCAUCAACAUAAUACCAGAUCCUGGUGCUUUUUGAAUCUUUGGAGGAUUGUAUUCUUUAGGAAUUGCUAUUGACAUUUUAACUAUCCCAUUUAGUACAUUUUUAAUCUGUUUGUACAUAAAGAUUAAUCUGGACAACUUGAGUUUUGUUAUUGUUUAAGUACAUUAUUGAAUGUUAAAAUAUUUGCCAAGAUGAGUGCAGAAGGAUACCAGUACAGAGCUUUAUAUGACUACAAAAAAGAGCGAGACGAAGACAUUGACUUGCACUUAGGGGAUAUAUUAACUGUGAAUAAAGGUACCUUAGUAGCACUUGGAUUUAGUGAAGGGGAAGAAGCGAAGCCUGAGGAAAUUGGUUGGUUGAAUGGCUGUAAUGAAACCACAGGGGAGAGGGGCGAUUUUCCAGGAACUUACGUAGAAUAUAUUGGAAGAAAAAAAAUAUCUCCCCCGACUCCGAAGCCUCGUCCUCCUCGACCCCUUCCUGUAGCACCAAGUUCUGCAAAAGUUGAAGCAGACAGUGAGCAGCAAGCUUUUACACUUCCAGAUCUUACAGAGCAAUUUUUGCCUCCUGACGUCGCUCCACCAAUUCUUAUCAAGAUAGUGGAGGCUAUUGAAAAGAAAGGUCUGGAAUGUUCAACUUUGUACAGAACACAAGGGACAAGCAGUAUUGCAGAAUUAAAACAAAUUCUUGAGUGUGAUGCCUCUUCAGUGGAUUUUGAGCCAAUUGAUGUGCAGAUCUUAGCAGAUGCUCUCAAGAGGUAUCUCCUGGACCUGCCAAAUUCUGUCAUUCCAGCAUCUGUUUACAGUGAAAUGAUUUCAGGAGCUCAAGAAGUGCAGAGCUCAGACGAAUAUGCUCAGUUGCUGAAGAAACUCAUCAGGUCUCCAAAUAUACCUCACCAGUAUUGGCUCACUCUCCAAUAUUUGCUCAAACAUUUCUUCAGACUUUGUCAAACCUCCAGCAAAAAUCUCUUGAAUGCAAGAUCCUUAGCUGAAAUUUUCAGCCCUCUGCUUUUCAAAUUCCAGUUAGGAAGCUCUGAUAAUGCUGAACACCUCAUAAAAAUCCUAGAAGUUUUAAUCACAAGUGAAUGGAAUGAGAGACAGCCUGUACCAGCACUGCCUCCUAAGCCACCAAAACCUAAUACUGUAAUUAACAACGGUAUGAAUAACAACAUGUCUUUACAAGAUGCUGAAUGGUAUUGGGGAGAUAUCUCAAGGGAAGAAGUAAAUGAGAAGCUUCGUGACACUGCUGAUGGUACCUUUUUGGUACGAGAUGCUUCUACCAAAAUGCAUGGAGACUACACGCUUACACUAAGGAAAGGAGGAAAUAACAAAUUAAUCAAAAUAUUUCACCGAGAUGGGAAGUAUGGCUUUUCAGACCCAUUAACUUUCAACUCUGUGGUUGAGCUAAUAAACCACUACCGGAAUGAGUCUCUAGCCCAGUAUAAUCCGAAACUGGAUGUAAAAUUACUUUAUCCAGUAUCCAAGUACCAGCAGGAUCAAGUUGUGAAAGAGGACAGUAUUGAAGCAGUGGGAAAAAAAUUACAUGAAUAUAACACUCAGUUCCAAGAAAAGAGUCGAGAAUAUGACAGACUCUAUGAAGAUUACACCAGAACAUCUCAGGAAAUUCAAAUGAAAAGAACAGCUAUUGAAGCAUUUAAUGAAACAAUAAAAAUAUUUGAAGAGCAGUGUCAGACACAAGAAAGAUACAGCAAAGAGUAUAUUGAAAAGUUUAAACGGGAAGGAAAUGAAAAAGAAAUACAAAGAAUAAUGCACAACUAUGAGAAAUUGAAGUCUCGAAUAAGUGAAAUUGUGGACAGCAGACGUAGACUAGAAGAGGAUUUAAAGAAGCAAGCAGCUGAAUAUAGAGAGAUUGACAAACGUAUGAACAGCAUUAAACCAGACCUUAUACAGCUUAGAAAGACAAGAGACCAGUACUUGAUGUGGUUGACUCAAAAAGGUGUUCGGCAAAAGAAGUUGAAUGAAUGGCUGGGCAAUGAAAAUACAGAAGACCAAUACACUAUGGUGGAAGACGAUGAGGAUUUGCCCCAUCAUGAUGAGCGAACGUGGAAUGUGGGAAAUAUCAACAGAAGCCAAGCUGAAAAUCUGCUGAGGGGAAAACGGGAUGGAACAUUCCUUGUUCGGGAGAGCAGCAAACAGGGUUGCUAUGCCUGCUCUGUUGUGGUGGAUGGAGAAGUAAAGCACUGUGUCAUAAACAAAACCCCUACUGGGUAUGGAUUUGCAGAGCCAUAUAACUUGUACAGCUCUCUUAAAGAACUGGUGCUACAUUACCAACACACAUCACUCGUGCAGCACAAUGACUCUCUCAAUGUCACACUAGCCUUUCCAGUAUAUACACAGCAGAGGCGAUGAAGACCUUAAUACUCAGUUUUAAAACAAAAAAAAUCAACAACACUGAGGCCUCUGGAGAGAGAAGGUUCCUUUCAGCCUGAUUUGUGAAUUUCAGCUGCAGUAUCAAAGCUGCCUGUCUGCAGAUGGGACUAGAGCUUUCUUGACAACUGCAGUGGGAGAGAUCACAGUAUUAAGCUGUGAAUAUAUGUUUCUAAUCUAAAGUGCUUUUUUAUUGAGAAAAGAAAAACACGAGAGAGGGAAAUGCUAUACCUAUCUCCCUGCAGGAACAUAGAGGCCUUUAACCAUGGUGCUUGUUUACGAUCUCUUUGAAGCUUUACCAGCUAGAAUGUGGGAUUCUGCAGACCCCAGGGGCAACAGGUCUGUGUAAUUCUGUUUAUGGAAUUUCUCAGUCAUGGCGAGGUUCAGAUUUGGUGUUGCUGUACUCAGUGGAUCCAGGCACAGAGCAUUGUGGAUUUUCAUUUCCUGAUGAAUGAUAUGUAGCAGAAUGGCACUUUCACUUAUAAGGGACACUUUAAAAAGACUUCGGUUACAGUAUGUUGUUCAGAGGAAAUGAUGUAGUAGCAAAGUGCCAGGAAGUGUUUUGUUUAGAUGUUUAAAAUCUCGUGUUAAGAACAUAUUUAAGACUGAAGAGAAUGGGACUUUCAAUGGCAUAUGGUAUAUAAAAAUGUACAUAGUGGAUGACUAUCUAUCAUCAAUGGAAACUAUCAAUACCAAACUGCUUCUAGUUUCUCUUUUCUGUUUGCUGAAAGCUGAAUCCUUAGGCAGUGCUAUGCAAUACUGAAUUUUCUUUUCGUUUCUUUUGGUAUUUCUUUUUCAAAUAUACCUACAGGAUAAGCUUUUUUUCCUGUUUUUUUUGUUGCCUGAAAAAUGUUUUUCCUGAGUAUUAUUUUUUGUUAAUAUUCAUUUUGUUGUUCGGGUUUUGUUUUGUUUUGUUUUUUUAAGAAAUGUACAGAAUGCCAGUAAAAAUUGGCUUCAGAAUUAAAACUAUGAAUAGUUUACAGGUUUCCUUGUAUAGAAGGUUAAAAAGUUCCUUCCCUGCCCCCCCCCCCGGACUAAAUAUUUUGUUGGGCCGUGCCUGAUAAGCUUCAAAGCUGCUUUAUUCAAUAAAAAUAUAUGAGCAUUACAAAGUAUCACUGAGUCUAAAAAUAUUGUUUCAAGGAUAACUUUAGAAUAUGGUACCAUGCUGUAUUUGCUUGUUGGCGCAUUUUGAACGUCUGUCCCGAUUGUCUUUGUAUUUGGAAGGGAAAAAAAUGUACACCCCCUCCUGAGCGUUACUGUGGAAGAACAAAUGAAACCCUGGAUACUAGAGCAGUCCGUUUGGAUUUCAAGCUCCAUCCACAUAGUAAAUCCAUCGUAAAAAGCAAAUCCAGCAUCUUGACCUACCAUAGUAGCUUUUUGUCAGCAUGCCAAGCUACCUUUCAUUUCAUAUGAAGGAGGAAAUUUCUCUAAAAUGUGUUUUGUUUUUUGUAUUACUAGAAAAAGACUCCCAAGUAUGUUCUGAACAAUAGGGUACAAGACAGGGUUAAUUCAGAUGAAAAACCCUUGCUUUUUUAACAUUAGGAUUUCCAUAACAAACUUCUGUUGUUUUUCACAAACUUAUUUGCUGAAAGGUAAUGUCAUCUAAAAGAACAAAUUUUAGGUACCAGAGAGUUACAGGAUUUCUGUUAGUUAAAGAAACAAAGGAUGUCAGUGUCCCACUUACCAAAAUUGUAAAGGGUUAUUCAUUGUGGGUUUCUGACAUGGUUAUCCACUCACAAUAUUGGAAAAAUUCAUGCUGCUGCUUCACAUUUUACAGAUUAAUAGGGCAAUGAUGUCUGAGAAGACUCUUGAAGAUUUUUAGUCCAGGUGAAGAUAUGAAUUUGUUUUUCCCUUGAACUACAAGUGGAACACCUUUUAUUGUUAAAGGGAGUUAGUUGCAUGCACAAUGGAAGGAAUAAGUCCCAUUGAGUUCUCUGAUUAUUUUCACCUUUCAAAAAUGUACAUCUCUUAAAAGGAAGUAUUAAGUACUUAUUUAGACAUCUGUACCUUUUAGAAAUACUGUUAGGCAAUUAGUUUGUCACCUGUGGUUUAUUUCUACAUUACCUCUUCAUUUCUGAUGCUGUGAGGUUUUUGUUUUUAUUUUGGUUUUGGUUUUUUAGCCUGUUGACUUUGCUUUUCUGUGGAAUGUAUUUUAUCUUACCAGAACCUAAUCUUUCACACAUCAGGGAGCAAAGCUCAACCAUCAUUAAUGUCUCAGGACAAUUACAAUUUCAAAAUCAAGCUGAACUUUUUUCCAGUUAUACAAGCCUACAGUUCAUCUCUCCUUCUCAGGCAGACUUCUCAAAGACAAUCUGAAUUUGUUUUUUCUAAUGCCUUUCCUUUACUUCACCAAUUAUUCUGCUUUUAAUGUCAUUCAAUAGAGCUCGAAAUUCAAAUCCAUCCAGUAUACAGCAAUUAAGCAACCUUCAUAGUAUGUCAAAAUAUCCUUCUAAGGAUAAACAAAAAUUAAAAAUAUUAAAGAUGUUGGAGGAAAUGUAUUACAUUUAUUUUCUUUAGGCAAAAUGUACAUAGCCUGGAUUGAUGUGUCACUUAAAACACUUUUCAGGAAACGAUGUAGUAGACAGACAUUUGGGACCUGACUUUCCUCUCACGUCCACAGAAGUCAGUGGGCCCAGUUCUCAGCUGGGAUACAUUGGGUUGUUCCAUUGAUUUCAGUGGUGCUAGGCCAAUUUACACCACCUGCGGAUCUGUGCUUACAGUGGAGAAAAACUAGUAUAUGUGAGAAUCGGGCCCCUGACUUCUCUUGAACAAACAAGGACAAAGCUGAGAAGAUUUUUUUAUUAAGGGAUCUUAACUUGAAAUUUAGCCUGCACAAGGUCUAUGCACUACUUACGGGUCAUUUAAACCCUCAAAAUAGGGCUUUAGUUGGUUUGAUGUGGUGUCUAGGCCAUGUGUGGGCUCUCUGCAAAGUGAAUUGUACAGUCCUGCAGCUUUGUCAAACACCUUUUUUGAUUGCUGAGUUUUAUGCCCUUUAUAUAUUGUAUGAUCCACUCACUUUAGUUGAACUAAACCAGCUUUACUAUACCUGGAAACUCAAACUUCAUAUGAAACAAAGAUAUGUUGAUAUAACUGAAGAAACAUGAUGCUUUUAAUGUCAUUUCAGCGGUAAUUUUUCCAUCUAAUAUGAUUAAAGAUUUUGAAUACUUAAGUCUCUGAGCUGCCGCAGUACUUUUUACAAGGCUGCUGAAAGGUAGAUGUACAUGUGACCACAAGAAAAGUGAGAGAAAGCAAAUUAUUGUUUCUUUAAACUGAAGCUUGGAUUUGGGAGCAGGGGUUGGAGGGGUGUGUGUGUGUGUGGAUCAUAAUCUAGGUGCAUCUUUCACCAAAUACAGUCCUUUUGCUCAAUCAAAACACAUGCUGUCACUCAUUUCUUUGUUUAAACACACACACACACCCCUUUUUUUGGUGAAAGUUGUUUCCAAAUAAAGUGAGAAGAUUGUGUAGUUCUGUUUUUAAAAACAACUCCUCUGGAUGGUUCACUUAUCUAUCAAAAAAUUUGUAAAGCCAAAUCUUCUGUUUUAAUGCCAGCUGUUCUGUAGAAAAGGAGUGGCUUUGUCUUGUAAUUGGCAAUGAACUAUAAUGCUUGGGAAAUCCUUCUGAUGCUUCUAAUUGGGAAAACUUCUGUCGGUUAUAACACAGUGCUUUUGCUAUGCAUGGUAUUCAGUUGGGAAAGUGAAUCCUGAUAUUAUUUUUCUUCAGGGUCACUUUAGAAAUGGGCAGCUCAACGCACAAUGCCUCCCAUGGGACAAGGUUCCAAAAUGCAACAUUCUGUGCAAAAAAAAAAAAAAUAUUACUAUCAUAGAAGGCUAAACUGGACUGAUGUGUGAGUUGAUAGUUACAUUGCACUUGUCCCUAUGAGACUGCAUUAGCUGCCCAAGAUGCUGCUAUUUUUAUAUUCUUGUUUUAAAAAAUAAAACUCUGUUCUGUUAAAUGUCUUUAAAACAUUAAAAUUACUUUGUUUAAAAAAUGGUCUUGGAGGAGAUGAAAGGUAGGAUGGGUUGUAAAUUGCCUUUACAAGGCAAUAAUAAAAAUGUGCCUCCUUGAAAUUUUGUUCAAGCUAUAGAUUUGAUGGAGCUGUGUCUUGUUUUUAAGUUGCUUUAAAAAUUGUACUAGGUCUUCAAACAGAAUAAAGAUUGUUUUGAAACUGCA
Dermochelys coriacea (leatherback sea turtle) is the source of this 6839-nucleotide messenger RNA. RefSeq names its product phosphoinositide-3-kinase regulatory subunit 1 (gene PIK3R1). The transcript has 16 exons. Gene Ontology annotation, biological process: phosphatidylinositol phosphate biosynthetic process; insulin receptor signaling pathway. The record is from RefSeq and is a predicted model, not a curated record. Gene Ontology annotation, cellular component: phosphatidylinositol 3-kinase complex. Lineage: Eukaryota; Metazoa; Chordata; Testudines; Dermochelyidae. Gene Ontology annotation, molecular function: protein binding; 1-phosphatidylinositol-3-kinase regulator activity. Bases 477 to 2651 code for a protein of 724 amino acids.